Salmo salar (Atlantic salmon) is the source of this 5861-nucleotide messenger RNA. NCBI's taxonomy places the organism in Eukaryota, Metazoa, Chordata, Actinopteri, Salmoniformes, Salmonidae. The record is from RefSeq and is a predicted model, not a curated record.
GCAACGACACACCUUGUGGUUGUUGUCAAUUCUCCCCUAGCUAGCCAGAACAAGUUAAGAGCUAUCAUGUAGUUUAAUACUUAUAAUACUUAGCUACACAACAAUAACGAAAACGUCAAAAUGUCGGAUAUAUUAUGCAGGUGGCUAAACGUAGAGCUCCGGCUAUCAAAAACCGUUGACCCCAGGUCCAUCUCUAAAGAUUUUGCAAAUGGCUAUCUUAUUGGAGAGGUCCUGCAUAAAUAUCAACUGCAGGGGGAUUUUGACCUGUUCUUAAAGAGCAACACUGCAAACUCAAAGCUGAAUAACUUCACACUCAUGGAACCCACAUUGCAACUGCUCGGAGUUUCCUUCGACCUGAGCAUGGCCCAAGCAGUGAUGCGGGAGCAGCACGGUGCUGCCACGCGGCUGCUUUAUCAGCUCUUCAUACUGCUGCAGAAGAAGAGGAAAGCCGGCCUGACAGGCACAGCUAUGGAGGCUAUGCAGCCAGCUGCCACAGCUUGCCUCCACCGUGUGGAGAAUGACAUCUACUCUGAGCGCCUGAGGACAGUCGUCAAGAGAGAGGCUGAUCUGAAACUCCAAAAAAUCGCUCUGAAGUACGAAAUGAAAGGUCGAGAGAUAUAUGACAAGUCUGUCAUGGCCCACUUUGUGGAGGAGCAGAAACGGCAGAAAGUGCAGGAAGAGAUGAGACUCCAGGACAUUGAAAAGCACCGACAUGUACGCAGAAAGCAGCAUGAGAUGAUGACUCGAAUUCAGACUGCCAUCAUCCAAAUUCCCAAACCCCCGCCCAACCGGACAUUAAAGGCCCUGGAAAAACAACAACAGAACCGGAAGCAGCAGGAGGCUCAGAAGGUUCACAUGGAAAUCGCCCAGUUUGAGAAGAACAGGAAGAAGUUGUCACCUGCUGGCGCCUUUGGCACCUCUUCUUUGAGUGCCCAGCAGAUGUCCUCUUUCCACAGUGAGGCCCCCAGAAGCCAUGGCUCCCAGUUGCAGAGGCCUGAGGAGCUGGCUCAGGCCAACAGCGAGUACAUCCAGAAAAUCCGCCAGAGGCUGGAGGAGGAUGCAGCAGCUCGUCAGCAGAGGGAGAAACGCCGCCGCCGCGUCUUAGUGGAACAACUGAAAGCCCACGAGGCCCAAGAGGAGGCCCUUCGAGAGGAGCAGCUGGUGGAGCGUCUGACCCGUCAGUCCCAGCUGGAGAGACGCCUGGCCGUCCAGCUCAUGCAGCUCCGCCAGCAGAAGGACGUUCUCCGACAGAACCGAGUGUUCCGCGAGAGACAGUACCAAGAGCAAAGGCUGAGGGAUUUCCAAGAGGCCUUGGAGAGGGAGGCGGCUCUAGCACGCCAGGCCAGUUUGGAUCACGCCGAGGAAACUCGGAAGGAGAUUGAGGUACAUGACAGGAUAGCGACGGAGCGCGCCCAGGCUCGCUACAAGAAGCACUCUGACAGCUGCCGAGAAAUACUGGAGCAGAUAGUGGACCUGGCCACGAAAGCUGGAGAGUACCGCCUCCUCACUGGAAAUCUUAUCCCUGGGAAGUUGAUGCGGGAAUGGAAGGAGCUCAUGUUUUGCGGGAAGCUCCUGUAUGACAGUGGCAGUCUGGAGGAGCUACCUGCCGACCCCACCCCAGAGCAGUUCAUUGAGGUUGAGAAACAGGAGAUCCUUAACAACCAGGACUAUGAUGAGUAUAUGAGCAUGACUGGUGAGUGGACCUGGCCAGAGGAGGGGGAGACAAAGCCCCCCCCAUCCAACAACAAUAUCCUGGGACAUGUGGUGCUCCGCCUGCAGACUAUUGUGAACCCCCCCAAACCAGACACCCUUCCUCCCUCCUUCCCUCGGUUCACACUGAAAGCCUGUGUGCUGGGGAAGCUUUUCUCCGGGAAGACCACAUGCUUAACCAGGAUUUACAAAGCCCAUCACAUCCACAUCCUGUCAGCUAAUGUUCUGAUCCAGGAGGCCCUGGCUGCACAUCAGCUUGGAAAGCUUGGACGUGAGAGCCCAGAGAGCUGUGAAACAUUGCCCGCUAAAGACAUCGACCAGGUGGAGACGGAUACUGAGAUGGAGGAGGAGUCGUCACAGGAUUCAGGUCCACUCGCUCAGGAGCCUCAGCAGCAAGGAGCUAAGAAAAAACCCAAGCUCUCUGUGAGGGCCCAGCAUGGAGCAGCAGUGGAAAAGUUUCUCAGAAAAGGGAAAUCCGUCCCAGACGAGCUGCUUGUGGACAUUGUAGUCGAAGCUAUCAGGGCAAUCCCAGCAGACUCAGGCUGGAUUCUGGAUGGCUUCCCGGUCGAUCUGACCCAGGCCAAGCUUCUGGAGAAGGCCCUGGGGGGCUCGGACACAGGGAAGGAGAAGAAGAGGAGGAACAAGCGGUCCAACCUGUCUGUGGAUAGCAACGCGCCUAAGGAGGCCCCUCCUCCCUCUCCUGUGCUGGACCUAGCUCUGCUGCUUGACGUGUCUGAUGACCACGUUUUGGACAGGGCGGCCAAGCAGGCCUAUGAGGAGGAGAGCUCUGGCCCGGCUGGGGCUGGUGAGGAGUGCUGUGCCCCAGGUAGAGAGCACAAUGUUGUCAUCGCCAGGGACAAGAGCCUGGAGAAGAGACAGAUCCAGCACAGGAUCACAGCCUUCCAGGAUACCUGGCCCAAGCUGGAGAAGUGGUUCUCUGGUAAACAGAACAUUCUGAUGAGACUGAAUGCUGAGAUGUCGGAGGACAUGCUCUUUAGAAAAGUGGAAUCCAUCCUGUACCAGGCCAUGAUGCAGUCAGAAAAAGGUGAGGAAGUUGUUUUGGACAGUGGGAAGGCACCAGCGGUCUCAACUGCUCUCGUCCAGGUAACUCCGGUUGCAGUCCCAGCUCCCACUGAGUCCACCUCCACCCUCACCCAGGAGGGCCUGACUCCAGCUGUGAAAUGCUCCAGCUCCAAGUCCAACUCUCGUUCCCCCAAAGGUUCACAGAGCAACGUCGAGAAGAACACAUCCGAAGGGAAAGAUGUCCAUCGUAAGCUGUCCAAGUCUGGAUCAGGAGGAGCUGUGGGGCGUUCUAGGAAGUUGUCCAUAGCCUCCUAUGAGAAUUCCCAUGGUGGGAACACCAGUCCUACAGAGCCCCUUGAUCCCACCCCUGGAACUGCACACUGGGUGUACGUGGACGAGCCCCUUCCCAAGGAGAUACCAGAGUACCUGGUUCCAUACUGGGAGAAUGUGUGUAACUCCUAUGUGACUAACGUCAAGGCCGUGAUGCAGAACCUCCGCAGAGAACGCAUCUUGAUCAUUCACCAUCUGUUUAACAUCAGAGAGGAGUUUAAGCAGUACCUCCGACGGCCCGACCUGAAGCAAGAGUUCGUGUCCCAGUGGCAGCAGAACUAUAACAGCAUCCCCAAGGACAUGAGAGAUGAUGAGGAGACCAAGGCAGAGCUGCACCAGCGUCUGGAUGACCUGCGCGAGCGUCUGUGGGACAUCUGUGAUAAGCGUAAGGAAGAAGCGGGGCAGGAGCGGGCGGCGAUCAUGUGCGACGGCUGGCUGGAAGACCACACGGCUGUGCUCAUCAACCAUUUCUCCACACUAAUGCAGGUGGAAGUGGACCGAUUCCAGGACUCUUUACGUCUCCUGCGGGAUUACUACACAGGCAUGUACAAACAGGUGCUGUCUGAGGCGGGGCCUGAAUUCACCUGUAUACCACUGCUAGACAUCGUGGCGCUGGAGGAGCCAGGAACCCAGACAGACAAAUCCAAGAGUUCUGAAAGAGUCACCAAGAGUGCUGGUAAAAGAGACUCUGAAGGAGAUGAGAAGAAGAAAACCAAAGUUGUUCCACUGAUUCCCCGGAGACCUCCCUCUACUGAAGUGGCCUCUAUGAAACAGAAAGGCUUCCAGGACCCUGACGAGAAGCUGCUGCAUGACAUCUAUCAGACUGCUCUGACAGCCAUCAACAACAUGGUGUCAGUGGAGGCGGCGCAGCGCGAGGCAGAGGAGAAUGAGGAGGCUCAGCAGCAGAUGGAUAGAGAACGGCUACAGAGAAUGUCCCAAGCUUCCGCCUGCGCCGCCGCCGCAGCCAACUCUGGCAAGGACAAGAAGAAAGCUGGAACCAAGAAGAAAGGCCCCCCCUCCCCUGCUCAGGAGCCCAGCCCACCCCCUGCCCCAGAGGAAGAUUCAGAGGAGGUCUGCAAGAGGGUCAUACGGAACAAAAUCAGACAAGAGUAUGCUGCAGCCCUCGACCAUGAAGACAGUGCAGUGAAGGUGCGUAUGGAACUGGUCAAGGCAUGUGCUCUGUGCAUGGUGAGGGUUCUGCACAGACAGGCAGAGCAGGCCUUCAGGACCAUGGAGGAGUGGCUGGGAGCCCGCUUCCUGUCUGAGAUGAACAGCAUUGACCAGCUGGCUGAGGUGGUGCGUCACCACAUCGAGUCGGCCGCCAAGCUCCAGAGUGAGCUGAUGCUAGUAUGCACCGACUUCUUCCUGAACGGGGACAUGCGGGUUGUUGUCAGCCCCCCUCCCCCUCCCCGCCCCGCCCCUUUGGAGCUCCCCACAGACAGCACUCUCACCAUCCUGCAGUUGGAGGCCUUCUACCGCCAGCUAUGCAAGGUGGCGCCCACAGGUGUGCAGUGCAGUACUGACUUCUGGGAGAUCCUGCAGGAGCUCACCUCUCUGAACAUGGGGACCAACGCUCUGCCAGACCCCUGGAUGCACAUCUCAGAGUCUCAGCUGGUGGAGCUGGUGUCGAUGCUAACCCAGAACACAGAGAUGCUGGACUGGCGUCAGUUCCUUCUGAGUGCCGCCCUCCCCUGGCCCACCCCCACUCUGCCUCAGCUGCUGCAAGUGUUGGCCCGUUUCAAGAUGGCGGACGCUGGGGCCACAGGGUCUUUGACUGAGGAGCAGUACUUAAAGGUUGAGUUGUGGUUCCCCAGUGAGCGGACACUGUCCAUUCCCGAAGACCUGUCUGAGCCACUUCCUUACGAUCGCUUGGCUAAUCUACGGAAGUUUUUCUUUCUGCUUUUCUCCGACCCCAAUUGCUCGCCAGCUCGUGUCGACUACGUGACCAUGCUGCUGUACUUCGCCGCCCACCCUGACCCUAUGCAGGGCUUUGUCCGAGCUCUCAGUGUCGUCAUGGGACAGCCACUUCGACACCACUCUAGCAGUAGACUUCUCAAGUCGGUGCCUUACAUGGAGGAGGGGCUGAGUGAGUCGACCGAGCUAGAGGAGGAGGUGGAGACUCAGGGGGGGCCAAGAGGGGAGGAGGGGGUGUCCAUCCCUGCCCUCCUCAGAGCUAUCUGUCACGGGGGAGCCUGGGGGGCAUGCCACAACCGCUUCCAUCCCAACUGGAAGAGUCCUGAUGAAUAUAAAGAGGACUUUGUGAAGGUCUACAGAGAACUGGGGUACAAGGUUGAGGACAAGAUUCCAUUCUCCAUCCUAUCCCAGCAUCCGGUCAUACAAGAUCUGAUCGAGGGCUCCUCUCAAUACCAACUCAUUGAUAUUCACCGAGCUCUGCAGGUCCAACAGAGCGAAGGGGAGCCUCUGUCUUUGAUGGUGUCUUAAGAUAAAUAUACCUCAUUUAUCACGCAGUUAACUCUCACAAGCUAACCUGAGAUUCCCAUCCACUUAGAAAUGCAGUUGACUUAAAAUAAUUCAGCAAAUUAUACAGUGCAUUAUAAAGUAAAAUAAUUUGAAUUAAUUAUUUCAAAAUGUUAACCUUCAGUUUAUGAAUUACAUGCCUCUUUCAUUGUCAACAAACUAUUCAGCUGUCAACUAUUAGAUUUAAAUAUGUGGCUAAACCUAACCCUAGCAGCCUAAGUUAACCCUAAACCUAACCCUAGCAGUCUAAGUUAACCCUAACCCUAGCAGUCUAAGUUAACCCUAAACCUAACCCUAGCAGUCUAAGUUAACCCUAAACC